UAAGACAACACGAAGCUGCAAGAGAGGAGGUAGGGCGAGAGAGCAACGACAGCAUGCGGAUGUUCAAGAUAUUCGUGGACAAUCGAGAGUCCAGGACAAACAGCUUCCUACUCCAGGAGCUAUCUUCGCACCAAGACUACGUGGUAGAAGUUCAAGCAUGCAGGGAGAAUGGUUGCAGCAAAGCAGCGGCGGCCCCCCUUCGCACUGCUGCGUCAAGUCCACCCAUACCUGAACUCCUUGGGGCCGUCGCUUUAGGUACUGAUUCAUUCCGUGUGGAGUACAACGUAAAGCUACCAGGAACUUUGACGGCUUUCGACGGCUUCCAGCUGCGUUACUGCAAUGAACGCAGCCACUGCAGGCAAAUCCUUACUAAGCAGCAAAACGUCACUGUAGAAAAGUUGCAAGCGGCCACCCUGUACUCUGUUGAAGUGAGAACAGUCUUCAAAGUAGGCGAAAGAAUUGUCUUCGGGCCGCCUGUAAAUUGUGAGGUGCGGACACGCAGCUAUGUUCCUGAAAAACCACGGUUGAACACAGACUUAUCGGACAAAGGACCACACGUCAUCUUCCUGCAGUGGGAAUUCAACAAUAGCUACGUAGAGUAUGUAGAGGUAAGCCUUGACAACGGAACCAGAUGGGCUGGCUGCCAAGCGCACGUGGACUGCGAUGCCACAUUCCACUCAGCAAACCCGUACGAGCACCACGUAUUUCUCAGGCUCUUCGGAUUGCUACCCUACACGAUGUACAGAGUGGGCGUCCGCGGUUGCAGCUAUCGUGGAUGUGGACCAGCCACCUGGGCGGACGUACGCACGGAGGUUUCAGAACCAAGUGAGCCAUUGGGACUGAAAACAACUCGCUUGGAUGACGGCGGUGUUCGCCUCGAGUGGAGCCCGCCUUUGGUGCCUGCUGGAUUGCCCUCUGGUUACGUUGUCACAUGGGACUGCAGUAAUGGCGCACGUGACCACAUGACGGCCUCACUGCCAGGCACUAAUUUAACAAUAACAGGGCGGCGUUUGGCAGAAGGGACGUGCAGCUUCUCCGUUGCGGCCUACAACAACCUCGAGAACAGCAACACCGUGGUUGGAAAAGCUUCUCAAGUAUUUCUGCCUUAGAACCUUACGCAGCAGGAUGCCAAGCACUCGGAUAAUGUUUGCCACCACUGUGCAGUCUGCGCUCCGUGUUCAUAUCUGUGUCUGUGCUCUCUUUGUCAUAGAAACCUGUCCAUACCAUGGCGAAAAAAAAAAUAAAGCUCAAGAACGUUAAUU
Molecule: messenger RNA, 1262 nt
Organism: Dermacentor andersoni
Lineage: Eukaryota; Metazoa; Arthropoda; Arachnida; Ixodida; Ixodidae
Product: tyrosine-protein phosphatase Lar-like
Molecular function (GO): protein binding
Source: RefSeq, a predicted model, not a curated record